AUGGACCAACGAGGAAUGGAAAAAUAUAGAAUAAGAAAUUCAAUUAAGAGAGAAUCUAAAAAAAGUAAAGAGACAUUUUUGGAUAGUAUUUUUACAGAGUUAAACGUACAGCUGAAGUCAGGGCAAAUGAACAAAGCAUAUAGAAUUGUUCAAAAAAUUUUCAGAGACAGGAAAAUAAAAUUGACAUGUAUCAAAAGGAAAAAGUGGCGAGAUUCUGUUUCAAGAACCAGAAACUCAGAAGGCAAAGACCGAGCCAUAUUGAAGGAGGAAUUCGAAAAAGCUUUAAAUAAGUUAAAGGAUAGGAAUGCUUCAGGGGUAGACAAAAUGCCAGCAGAAUUUAUUAAGAAACAGUGGAGAAAACAUCAAGAAUAUAUACUAUAUGAACUAGUCUAA
This is a messenger RNA of Macrosiphum euphorbiae (potato aphid), 393 nucleotides long. NCBI's taxonomy places the organism in Eukaryota, Metazoa, Arthropoda, Insecta, Hemiptera, Aphididae. The record is from the annotation of a GenBank genome assembly.